Pieris brassicae (large cabbage white) is the source of this 1091-nucleotide messenger RNA. RefSeq lists its product as uncharacterized. Gene Ontology annotation, cellular component: membrane. The transcript is spliced from 7 exons. The record is from RefSeq and is a predicted model, not a curated record. NCBI's taxonomy places the organism in Eukaryota, Metazoa, Arthropoda, Insecta, Lepidoptera, Pieridae. The coding region runs from base 76 to 1065 and encodes 329 amino acids.
UGUAAUGGUGACAGAAAAUCAUUUUGUUUAAUAUUUUAUAGAUUUUUUUUAGAAAUCACAUGAAAUCUACAACUAAUGAGUACAAAAGGGAUUGCUGAUGUUAUACGGAGUGAGGUAAACAUUUUUAUUGAAGAUGAAAAAGAGAAAAGAUUUAAUGAUAAUAAAAAUUUGGAAGAGCAAAAACAUAAAGAAACUAAGGAAAGAAAAAACACGGUACAAAUUAAUGAUCAAGUAAAAGAUCUCGAGAAAGGAGUCAGUGAGAAGAGUGUGAAAAGCAGAGAUGGAAGGAAGAGUAAAAGUUCAAUCGGUCGUCAAACGUUGUGGAUUCAGUUUUUUGGGUAUGGAGAAGGAGCUGGAGGUGGUGGCGGAAAUGACCAACCAAAUUUUACUUACGAUCCUGAGAGUAGAAAUUACUUUGUGAAAUUUGUCUUCAUGAUUUUGUUUGUGAUGCUUUUGGUGACAAUUGGUAUUGUUGCCCUUGUCUUAAACACGCCUGAUGUUAAAGAAUUCUUCGAGAACAAUUAUUUCAUGUGUUUAAUGAUAUCUCUUGGUAUUAUAAUAUCGAUAAGUCUUUUGAUGAUGUGCAGCGAAUGCUCCAGACGUCCGCCUUGCAACUUCGUAUGUCUUUUUAUAGCAGUUAUUGGGAUGAGUUUUGUGGUGGUUACGAUGACAUGUCGAGUGCGAACAAAUUUAAUAUUCAAUGCAGUUAUUGCAACGGCCGCUGUUGUCUUAGUAUGCGUGCUUUUGGCAUGUUCUAGUUUCGACUUCACCAAAUGGUACUUAUAUGUUGUGGUUAUUGCUAUGGCAUUUGCAGCUGUGGCCACGAUAAUAUCUAUAUCUAUGUUGGUUAUGAACAUUCACUAUAAGCCAAUACAGAUGGUAAUACUUUUGAUUGGAACUAUAAUAAACUGUGUGGUUCUCAUAAUGGAGCUACAAACGAUUCUCGGUGGACGGGCCGUUGAAAUUGGCGAGUCUGAUUAUGCGUUGGCGGCUUUUAUGCUGUACACAAGUAUCAUUGAACUCUUCCUCAAGAUCCUUCACUUAAUGGAUAUGUCUGAUGACUGAUAUAAUAUAAUUUUAUUAUGAUUUUA